AUGGCGGACGCCGAACAGAAGCAGCGCAAGUCCGUUGCAUUCAGCGAAGGAUCGGUCAUCAUGGACACCAACGGCCAAGUCACAGAGUCUUCCGAGACUGAGAAGCCUGUCGACAAGGAAGUGGACGAGGUCACCGACAUGUUCAAGGGUCUGGCAAAGAAGAAGAAGUCCAAGAAGUCCUCCAAGGAGACUGAGGGCGAGACUGAGGAGGCCCCCGCCGGCGACGCCGAGUUCGACCCCUCCGCCUUGAAAAAGAAGAAGAAGAAGUCGAGCUCCAAGAAGGCCGACGCUGGUGACUUCGAGGCCAAGCUUGCUGAGGCCGGUGUUUCCGAGGAAGCUGGUGAGCAGGCCGACGAGGAGGAAGUUGUCCCCGAGGGUGAUCUUGAGGCCGGCACCGGUAUCUGGGCCCACGAUGCUACCCAAACCAUCCCCUACUCUCUUCUCGUCUCUCGGUUCUUCUCCCUCAUCCAGAGCCACCACCCCGACCUUCUGUCCAGCGGAACUAAGUCGUACAAGAUUCCCCCGCCCCAGUGCUUGCGUGAGGGUAACCGUCGUACCGUCUUCGCCAACAUUGCCGAUAUCUGCAAGCGCAUGAAGCGAUCCGACGACCACGUCAUGCAGUUCCUGUUCGCUGAGUUGGGAACCAGCGGCAGUGUUGACGGUAGCCGUCGCCUGAUCAUUAAGGGUCGUUUCGUUCAGAGACAGAUCGAGUCCGUUUUGAGGUCAUAUAUCGUGGAGUACGUCACUUGCAAGACCUGCCGCAGCCCUGACACCGAGCUCAACAAGGGUGAGAACCGUCUGUACUUUAUUACCUGCAACUCCUGUGGUUCUCGUCGUUCCGUUGCCGCUAUCAAGACUGGUUUCCGUGGACAAGUCGGCCGCCGAAAGCGUACCGGUUAA
This is a messenger RNA of Penicillium verhagenii, 900 nucleotides long. RefSeq names its product translation initiation factor eIF2 subunit beta. The record is from RefSeq and is a predicted model, not a curated record. Gene Ontology annotation, cellular component: eukaryotic translation initiation factor 2 complex. Bases 1 to 900 code for a protein of 299 amino acids. Lineage: Eukaryota; Fungi; Ascomycota; Eurotiomycetes; Eurotiales; Aspergillaceae. Gene Ontology annotation, biological process: formation of translation preinitiation complex; translational initiation; formation of cytoplasmic translation initiation complex. The transcript has 4 exons. Gene Ontology annotation, molecular function: translation initiation factor activity; mRNA binding; translation initiation factor binding.